UUUAAACUAGAAGUUACUGCUUUAAAAUAAUAGUGUUUAAAAAUGACUGGACAAAUGAUGGUUCUAGUGCUGUCAACUCUAAGUUACAGCCAGUUGAUGAAAGUUUUUUGUGAAGAAAAUAUUGAUCCAGCUAUGCAGGAUUUAUACGCGAUCAUCCAAUCAAAUUUAUCUAGCAACAACUUGGUUGUAUAUUCAGACGGUCAGUUAGCGGUGAUCUGGCCAGCAAGGGAAAAAGAUCUGCACACAAAAAAAUGUAUCGUAUUUAAUCUCAGGAAAAGUGGCGCUAUGGACGUACUUCGGGAUUUCGGAAUACGACUUGAAAUCAAAAUAACAACUUUCAAAGUGAUUCGGAAGAUAAAUGCAUGCAUACGUGACAACAUGCAGCAGUUCAAAAAGACAGACAUUGACAAAGCCUACUGGACACACUCCCUUUAUAAGCGGGGAUUCUUGGACAAUUUCUUGUGGAUUUUACCAGGUACCAAAUGGUGUGGAAAAGGAGAUACAGCUAAACACCCGUUAGAUUUGGGGCUGUGGUCUGACACGGACGCCUGCUGUAGGGAACACGAUGGCUGCGAGUACACCAUUAUGUCCGGGGUGACAAAAUAUAACUUGUACAACUCUAACAGCUACACCAUCAGCCACUGUACUUGUGACGAAAAAUUUGCCACGUGUUUGCGUAAAGUGAACAGCAUUAUUUCUUAUAUGGUUGGGAACGUGUUCUUCAAUAUCAUAGGAGUGCGUUGCUUUCAAUUGAAUGGAAACCAAAGUCAUGCCUGGACAGUGAAACCUGAUCGAUAUUGAAACCAAUUAGGAGCAAUAUUCAACAUUCCCAUUGACAAAUUGGAUUGGGAUAACUAAUUAUAUGUGCAGUGGAUCUAUACUGUAUUUCUUACGUGCAUUGUAAUGAAUUUUGUGAUUGAAGAGCAGGACCAAAGCGGGUGCUAACAGGAUACGUGGCAUGAGCAGCUACGAUGAUAAGUUAACUAUCAUCCGCAGUGUGAUAUCUUUUACAAAGCAAAGCUUAUAUCAACUUACUCUGUGUGUCUCUCUGUCUGGUAAAACGUUUCAACAUGUUUUUAUUUCUUUCCAAAUCUGAGAUCAAGAUGAAACUU
Biomphalaria glabrata is the source of this 1112-nucleotide messenger RNA. RefSeq lists its product as uncharacterized. Lineage: Eukaryota; Metazoa; Mollusca; Gastropoda; Planorbidae. Gene Ontology annotation, molecular function: A2-type glycerophospholipase activity. The coding region runs from base 43 to 801 and encodes 252 amino acids. Gene Ontology annotation, biological process: phospholipid metabolic process; arachidonate secretion. The transcript has 5 exons. The record is from RefSeq and is a predicted model, not a curated record.